AUGAAACAUAUUACCUAUCGAUCGUCGUUAAUGAUUAAUUAUUCUGAAAGCAUAUCAAUCCGGAAAUGCUCUCAACGAAGAAAACAUCAAACAUCUCAGUUAACAAAUUAUUUUUCAAUACAAUCAGUUUUGCCAUUGGCCUAUACUGUACAUCCCUACACUGGUAUGGAUAUGAAUUUGUAUCUCGGAUCGAAUGGCAUUCCUUAUGGCCAACCUACGACAAGAACUGGAAUGGUUCAUUUAAAUAAUAUUCCACCGCAGCUCUAUGGAUUCCACUAUGAUCCGUUACCAAACAUUGGUGUCAAUGCACCGUACGUUAGAUAUCACAGACUACCCAAUUCUGGAUUGCCUAACUGA
This is a messenger RNA of Adineta ricciae, 357 nucleotides long. The record is from the annotation of a GenBank genome assembly. NCBI's taxonomy places the organism in Eukaryota, Metazoa, Rotifera, Eurotatoria, Adinetida, Adinetidae.